AUGAUGUUGAACUUGGGAUGUCUUACGCAAAACUCACACUCACAUCCAUACCCACACCCACACCCACACCCACACCCUUGUUCGCGUUUAUCGGAAUUCGAUCGAAAAUUGAAAACAGAUAGGCAAAUAUUAUUACCUAAACUGCGUGGUGGUGAAGUAGAAGCAAUAGAAUUUGAUCAACUGUUUCAAAGAAUUGAUUCAUCAAUUUUCAAUCGUCAAAAGUUUGACUCACGGCUUGAAUCGAACAGCGAAGAAUCAGCAUUACUGACAUCAUUCGAAUCGAUUUCAAUUGUAUCGACACCAUUGUCUGCUAUCAUCAGUGCUAUUCAAUAUGAUUUUGUUUGUCGUCUAUGUUUACAUUAUACAGAAUUAAAUGACGCACAACUUAUGCAAAUGUCUGAUUAUCUUCAUAAUCAUCAAUCUGAAACCAAUACAUUUACUAAUACUACUGAUUUGACUAACUUUAGAUCAUGGCUUGAAAGUCACAAUGUUAUUAAUAGAAUUCGAACUGAAUUCGUUCAGUUUAUUGAAUUUACUAGGGCAACUAAGAAAAAUUGA
Rotaria socialis is the source of this 558-nucleotide messenger RNA. Lineage: Eukaryota; Metazoa; Rotifera; Eurotatoria; Philodinida; Philodinidae. The record is from the annotation of a GenBank genome assembly.